AUGUCUAACCCCAGUGAUGGCACCAACGCAACCACCAAACACCCAACCCAAACCAUCAAGAUGUGUAAACAAAGGACCACUGUCUACACCUGCGGAGACGCACGAACUUCAUUUCAUCCGUGUGCCCAUGCAUUGGAAAACAACAUCACGGUAAUGGCAUGUCCAUUCUUCGAGCAGGAAAGGGAAGAUGCAGCGGAAGGUGACUGCUCUUGCUCUCGCUGUUUUGAAGCAGCGAGAUUUCGCGCACAGAAAGAGAAAGCCAAGCGAGUCUGUCCUUCCACCAGUAUAAGAACAGGAUUACGUGUGGUAUCAGGUCCAAAAACAGGUGGAGGAGCAAAUCCGGAUUAUCCGACAAUAUUGGAGGAAGAUGACGGGGCUGAAGAAGAAGCUGAAGAAAGACCUUCUGAAGAAUAUGCUUUAGAAAUCAAAGGUAAGAGCAUCGAUAGAGAGGAACAUCCGAACUAUUCGAGAGCAUCAAAGGAACACGAAGAGUAUGAAGACAGACCUCCAACACGCGCGAGCCAACGAGAACGACCUGUUGCCGAGCCACGCGACACCCCGCUCAAGCCAUCCAAAACGAAGACAAUGGCAAGGAAGAUGAGCGACAAGAUGAAGCAGUUGGCGAAGUCAUUCUCGAAGAAAAACGGUGAGUAA
Messenger RNA from Sclerotinia sclerotiorum 1980 UF-70, 654 nucleotides. RefSeq lists its product with no specific name. Lineage: Eukaryota; Fungi; Ascomycota; Leotiomycetes; Helotiales; Sclerotiniaceae. The record is from RefSeq and is a predicted model, not a curated record. The coding region runs from base 1 to 654 and encodes 217 amino acids. The transcript is spliced from 2 exons.